This is a messenger RNA of Micromonas commoda, 3279 nucleotides long. Its product is annotated as gamma-tubulin complex. The coding region runs from base 1 to 3279 and encodes 1092 amino acids. Gene Ontology annotation, cellular component: gamma-tubulin small complex; equatorial microtubule organizing center; spindle pole. The record is from RefSeq and is a predicted model, not a curated record. Gene Ontology annotation, molecular function: microtubule minus-end binding; gamma-tubulin binding. Gene Ontology annotation, biological process: meiotic cell cycle; microtubule nucleation; cytoplasmic microtubule organization. Lineage: Eukaryota; Viridiplantae; Chlorophyta; Mamiellophyceae; Mamiellales; Mamiellaceae. The transcript has a single exon.
AUGACCUCCAAGUCCCCGCCCGACCCGGAGCUGACGGAGCGCCUGCGUUCGCUCGUCGGCCGCCUCGUCGUGGACCUGCGCAUCGGCGAGGGAAGGGGCGCCGAGGGACUGGCGACCGCGUCCGUCGCGAUGCUCGGCAAGAUGAUCUCACCGUACGACGUCACGAAGGUGGCCACCACGCAGACCCAGCGCACGCUCACGGAGCGCGCGCCGGACCCCGCCGCGUUCCGCCGCGCGUACGAGGCCCUCAAGGCGACGGGCGCGAGGGAGGUUGACAAGUACCUCGCGGUCGUCGCGAAGAUCGCGUCCGAUCCCGACGUGCUCGCGGCGGUGACGCGCGCGCCGGGCGAAUCCGCCGCCGUGACGAUGGGAGGAGACUCGUUCCCCACGACCUUCGGCACCUCGAGCGGCGGCGACGCGACGAUGGACGACGACGACGACGACGACGGAUACGGCGUACCUUCGCCAAACCUCGAGAUGAGCGCCAGGGCGGAGAGCGCGGGCCGAAGCGUCGAGACUACCCGCCUGGGACCCUUGGGAAACUUCUCGUUCAACACCAACCCGCUGGCCAGCGAGACGGACGACGCCGCCGACGCUCCCUUAACCCCGGGCGCGUCCGUGGGGAUGCGAACCAUGACCCAGCGGCAUUCGGCCGCCGACGACGAGGGACCCGUCGAACCGGACGUCGGAUCCGCGAGGAUGCGUUCGCUGCAUCUGACGACGACCGCCCCGACCCCGCCGACGCCGACGCCGCCUCGGACGCCGACGAUCGCGGAGGACAUCCGCGCGCGGAUCGCCGGCGAGAGGCCGCCCCUGAGGGAGGGCGUGGACUUUCCCGCGCUUCCCGCGUGGAUGUCCACGCGGCCGUACCUCACGGGAGCGCACCUCGGAUACGACUCCACGGCCGAGAACAAGUCGUCAAACGCGAACGCGGAUCCCGUCGCGGGGAAACCCCUGGACGCGUACACCACCGCGUGCCAGGAGCUUCUGGUGCUCGACGACUUACUGUACGCGAUGCUCGGCGCGGAGGGGCGGUACGUUCGGGCGCGGAGGGUCGACGCGGCGACGGGCGAACCGAUCGGAGCUCGCGACGCGUCGUCCAUCGCGUCAUCCGUGGCUGAGUACAUCGGGUCCGGCGGGGGAUCCGGAAGGUCCCACAACCACCACAAACCGCCGCCGCUCGCGGGAACCGCCGUGCGCUUCGUGGUGGAGCCCGGGCUGGAAUCGAGCCUCGCGGCGCUCGUGGAGAACAUGCUCCCGCUGUGCUCCCACGCGGCGCAAGUGGCGGAUUACGUCGAGACGCGAGUUAACAGGUUCGAGGGCGGCCUCGUCGCGCACGCGCUCGCCGCGGAGAUGCAGGAGCUCCUCUCGGACUGGCGGACCACGGUGGUGCAGCUCGAGCACCAGCGCAACCUCGGGCGGCUGUCGCUUCAGAGCGCGUGGUUCUACGUGCAGCCCGCGGUUGGCGCGAUGUCGCUCCUGGCGAGAAUAUCGCGACGCGCGAACGCGCUCCGGGGGGCGUCUCUUUUGAACGAGAUUCAUCGCGAGGCGGCGACGCGCGCCGGGGACGUCGCCGCGCGUAACCUGUGCCUCAGGCUGUUGAGAGCCGCGUCCGCGCCGUACGCCAAGGCUGUGGAGCGUUGGGUGUACGAAGGGGUGGUGGACGAUCCGUACGACGAGUUUCUCGUCAUCGAAAGAGCGCACCUGCGAAAGGAGUCGUUGGCGGAGGAUUACAACGCGACGUACUGGAGCCAGAGGUACGUGUUGCGAUCGGAGGUGCCCGCGUUUUUGGGCGAGGGCCUGGCGGAGAAGGCGCUCACGACGGGCAAGUACAUCAACGCCAUGCGCGAGUCCAGGACGGCGACGGCGACGACGACUGAGUCGGGGAGGUUUUCAAGGCGCCGCGAGGGGGGGACCGACGGCGCCGCUGACACGACGACGACGUCCUCGUCGUCCGAGUUUUCCCUGCCGCCGAUUCCGCCGGACGGGCUCGGUCGCCUGGCGCUCGGGGGCGGCGCGUCGUCCGCGGGGUCAGGGACGCACGCGGCGCGAAUCAACGCCGCGCACAGGCACGCGUCCGUCGGGCUGCUUCGCGCGGUGCUCGGCGACGGCGACUUGCACGGCAGGCUCCGCGCGAUGAAGCGAUACUUUCUCCUGGACAAAGGGGACUUUCUCGUGCACUUCACCGACAACGCGGGCGAGGAGCUCGCGCGCAGGGCGCCCGACAUCUCCGUCUCCAGGCUGCAGUCCCUCCUGGAGCUCUCGCUGAAGCUGUCCACCGCGAGCACGGACCCGCACAACGACGACCUGACGUGCUCGCUGGAGCGCCAAGGGAUCAUCCACCAGCUGCUCUCCAUUCACGUCACCGGCGGCGCCAAGGGGUACGCCCCCGCCGACGCGGACCUCGACCUCGACGAGAACGCGACGCAGAUGACCCCGAAAGAGGCGCUUCGCCUGACGGGCUUCGAGACGUUCGCGCUGGACUACAACGCCCCUUGGCCGGUGUCCCUCGUGCUGUCCAGGCGCGCCAUCACCAAGUAUCAGCUGCUGUUUCGUCACGUGUUUCACUGCAAGCACGUCGAGCGGCGGCUGUGCGAGGCGUGGCAGACGCACCAGGCGACCCGCGCGGCGGCGGCGCAGACGGCGGGCGCGGGCGACGGCGGUUCCCUCGGCCGCGCGUACGUGCUGAGUCAGCGCAUGCUCCACUUUCUGCAAAACUUCACCUACUAUCUCAUGUGCGAGGUUGUCGAGCCCAACUGGCACGCCUUCGAGACCGCGCUGCGGGACGCGCAGAGCGUGGACGAGCUCAUCGACGCGCACGAGCGCUUCCUCGACGCGUGCAUGAAGGAGGGGAUGUUGUUCUGGCCCAGGAUCCUUCGCAGGCUGGAGCGCAUCAAGAACGUCUGCCUUAAAUUUUGCGGGCUCUCCGAGACGUUGGAGCAGUCGCUGCCCGGUCGCGGCAGCUUCCGCGAGAACCUCCGCGCCGGCCGGCUCAGCGUGGCGGGAGGCGAGGACACGGGGUCGCACAGGGUCAGCGCGAGCGCGAGGGAGCGCGUGGAGGCGAGGCACGAGGCGGCGCAGGCUAUAUUCGACGCGUGCGAGGGGGACAAGUACGCGAGCGAGGUGGCGAGGCUGGAGGGAGACUUUGACGCGCAGCUGAGGGAGCUGCUGGAGGCGCUCAACGGCAGCGCGCACCUCGAGCCGAACCUCGCGAGCCUGUGCGCCAGGCUGGACUUCAACGAGUUCUACUCGUUCGGACCGGGCGGCAAGUACACCUGA